AUGAACAUUGAAAACACGGACACGGUCUUCAUUGGUGCUCCUGAGCCCUGCAGAGCAGCGAAGCAGUCGAGUAAUGUGAGCAGCGGCCGCGCACUGCAUGGGAAAGCCGAGUCACCAAUGCAGAACCCCUCAGCGCUGUUCGGGAUGGUCAGCCACUGUCAGUCCCCGACUUUCACCGACUUCACCGGCUUGUCGCUCUCCGUGUACGGCAGCAAGGCGGACGUCUGUCCGCGGCGGGCCGGGAGCGGUGGUUUCGGGUCGCAGAUUUGCCGGAGCUCCCAUGACACCCCGGCGCACAUGAACUGCGCCAGCCCGAAGACACUCAGCACCGCGUCCGAGGAAAAAGCGCACCUGGCGGCCAAGGCUGCGCGGUCGUGCCUCUCUUUCCCACCCGUCCAAGCGAAUACUCCCUACUGCUCAGAAAAGGAUUUAGAGAGUGAGCUGGGUGACACUGAGGGCACCCUGAUGCGAUGUGGGCAGAGCUUGCCACUGCUGGUGGGGGGUCAUUUAGGGGGGCUUUAUACCCAGAGCCUCCACAGCAACAGACCUACACCCGACCUCAUUCUGCAGGACGGCCCUCACCAAGACACCAGAUCCUCCUCUGCCUUCCAGAGGACCCUGCCAGGGGCCUCACCCGGCCUGGGCUGCGGUGGUGCCAACGGGACUCGCUCUUCACUCCCUUACCCAAUCAAACAAGAGAACUCAAUGGGCUACAAGAUCUCAAACUCAGCGUCCGGGGUCCAUAGCACUUCUCCGGCCGGGUUUCAGAACUGCAGUGCGGGCCAAGUUUUGGGGAUGCCGAGGGACAAUAUAGUUGGAGCGCCGCAUGUUAGCAACAGCGGCGGUGGCGUAUGCACAGUGAGCGGUGUGUCAGGGAACGCAGUGCAACCGUUUAAUAAUGAAGAUGGCUCCUCCCCGCUGGCUUUGUCCCCGACUGGCUCCCGUCAUUCAGCGCGGCUGCUCAGUGCUACCAGUCUGAGGAGGCGCUGCCUGUCCCUGGCCUCACCGUCCACCUCCGCUGCUGGCAGUGUUGCUGCCGCCGGUUCCCCAUUGGCUACCGACGUUUCCUCCGAGGAGAUCAAUAUCACCGCCAUCAUCUGCUCCUCCUCCCAGAUGUCGAUGGUUGCCUGCGUCAACGGUUUCCGCACAAACCUCUCGCCCAACCACGCCAGCAGUGCCGGCUUCUCCUCCUCUUCCUCCUCCUCUUCCACAUCGCCACUCUCUAACUCCUGCUCACAGGAAGCCCCCCAGAGGCCCCCACCUCACGGAAGCCCCCAGCAGGCCACGCUACAGGAGAGCUGUCAGCUAUCCUCACCGGCCACCUGCCUGCUGUCCCUUUCCUCCUCCUCGUCCUCCUCUUCAGUGUCAUCAGUGGAGACGGAGCAGGGCCAGGGGCUGUGUGAGGAGCGGGGCUCCAUGCUGCCAGGGCGUGGGGCUGGAGGAACUGCCGGGGGAGGUGUUGGAGGAGGAGGCUCGGACGGGUUGGGGCUACUGAUGAGUGGGGCCCUGAUGUCUGGGAUGCUGCAUUCGGGACCAGAAGUUGGGGUCCUCCUUGACGGUGGCCAAAGAUCAGGUGCUGCCCUUAAACAGGAGCCUCUGGAUGAUUUUUCUCCUAGCGAAGACGAACUCUUUCAGCACCACUAUCAUCGUCACCAUCACUUGAGUGGCCGCAGCGGGCACCUUCGUCAGCCUCACCACCCCUCUCGCCCUGCGAUGCCUCCACCCUAUCACCUGCACCAAUACGUGGGGCCCAGUCCUGGGGGCCUGCUCCACCACCAGAGCCAGCAAACAGUACCAACCUCUUGCCUGGGACUCAAACCGACCUCUGGAGGCCCUCCUGGGUCUCACACAGCCCCAGAGCGGGAAGAAGUCGGAGGAGGAGCAGUAGCUGAUAAGCAGGUGUGUCGCUGGAUUGACUGCAGUGCUGCGUACGAGCAGCAGGAGGAGCUUGUGAGGCACAUUGAGAAAGUCCACAUCGACCAGCGCAAAGGUGAGGACUUCACCUGUUUCUGGGCAGGCUGCAUUCGUCGCUACAAAGCCUUCAACGCCCGCUACAAACUGCUCAUUCACAUGAGAGUCCACUCCGGAGAGAAACCUAACAAGUGUAUGUUCGAGGGUUGUAACAAAGCGUUUUCACGUCUGGAGAACCUGAAGAUCCACCUGAGGAGCCACACAGGAGAGAAGCCGUACCUGUGCCAGCACCCCGGCUGCCAGAAAGCUUUCAGCAACUCCAGCGACCGCGCCAAGCAUCAGCGUACUCACCUGGACACGAAACCGUACGCAUGUCAGAUCCCUGGCUGCACCAAGCGCUACACAGAUCCCAGCUCCCUACGCAAACAUGUCAAGAUCCACUCGGCCAAAGAGCAACAGGUGCGUAGAAAGCUUCGGCCCUGUCCUCACCUGGAGCAGGACGUCCUGAGUGACUGUCUGUCCAUGCAGCACCUCCAGAGCUCCGCCUCCUCGCAGCACCUCUACAACGGCAAAGAUGUCCGUUCUCCUGGACUGGGCCAAGACAUCUUCACAGGCCUGUACGCUGGCUCCAGCACCCCCCAUCACAGCGCCUCAGUGGAGCUCCUCUCCUCCACCCCCAACCCCACCUCUGUCUCCACCGCCGACCUGCCCUCCCGGCAACACCGACUGGACCGGGAGCUCGGCAGCCCUCAUCACCUGUCCCCGCUGGCUGCCAUGGACGGCACAAGAGACGGGGUGUCGGGUCCCCUCAUGUCUCCGGGAAUGAAGGGAACGGGGACACCUCCUCCUCCGCUGGAGAAGCAGCUCGUCCACCCGCACCACAAGCCCUACUCUCACUAUCACCACCAUCAGUCUGCCAACGACGAAUACCAAGGCAGCUUUCAGAGCUGCUUCCAUUUCGGAGACUCCUACAGGAUGGAGCAGACGGUCGGCGGCGUCCACGUCCCAGCAGAUCCUCACGCCUACACUUCCCAUCAGCACAACGGCUACCACAUGCCGACUAGCAACACCGGCACUGCAGGCUUCAACCUGACCCAGGAGCUUCAAGGCGGCGCCGGCUGCCAGUUCUCCAGCCCGGAGGAGAGCAUUUUCUUCCAGGUGGGCAACUUCGACCGCAGCCUGAGCCACAUGCCCUCCGUCUACACAGAGACAUGAAGCUACACGGGAGGAGGGAGGCUCGCUUCACCACUCCUACUCUACGGUCCUUCGUCCUCACACUUGGAUCCCCUCGGCUCUACUUCCUGUAAAAGCUUAUUUAGCUUUCAGAUGGACGUGAACCCAGCAAGAUGAAACGGACGCAUACUGCAAUCUGAUUAACUACUUGUCUUGUUUACAAAGUAGUUCCCCACCAUUAAGGUUCAUGUGUAAAUGAGGAUGUCUCAUAUGAAUCAUUUUUACUCACUUUAAAUGAAGGAAUGACAGUCAAAGAAAUUACACAAAGUCCUUUUUUCUU
Messenger RNA from Cyclopterus lumpus (lumpfish), 3424 nucleotides. RefSeq names its product zinc finger protein GLIS1 (gene glis1b). Gene Ontology annotation, biological process: regulation of transcription by RNA polymerase II. The record is from RefSeq and is a predicted model, not a curated record. The transcript has 12 exons. Lineage: Eukaryota; Metazoa; Chordata; Actinopteri; Perciformes; Cyclopteridae. Gene Ontology annotation, molecular function: RNA polymerase II cis-regulatory region sequence-specific DNA binding; DNA-binding transcription factor activity, RNA polymerase II-specific. Gene Ontology annotation, cellular component: nucleus. Bases 1 to 3126 code for a protein of 1041 amino acids.